GACUUCUAUUUUUGCCCGAUUUGUCGCCAAAGUGAUAUCAGAGGAAGAAAGCACGUGUUCAGCAAGAAACAUCAAGAUCGCCUCAUAUUUGUGUUAGAAAAAUUUGCAUUGAAGCCAACGUCUCUCCAUACAGAACUGAUGCCUUUGAGGUCGUGAUCAGGAAGGAGGGAGUUACACCCAAUACGCGCUAGCUUGGUGACCUGGGACCAUGGACAGUCUGGUGACGUUGGACAACCAGGUGACUGAGAGGAUCUUCGAGGAGACCCUAACCAAGGAGCAGCUCGAUGACAUGCUCAAGAAUCAAAUCAGACCAGCUCACUGGGAGGAUGGUAUUGCAUCCUACUUCAGGGUCCAGAAGAUCAUUGAUCUCCUGCAGGAGGUGGACAAACCCUUGGAUCCCAAUCUGGACCUUGCCAUCACCGUCUUGUCCGCUGGCAGAGCUAGGAUCCGCAACCAGUCUCACAAGGACUUCUGCCGCGACAUCAAAGCCAAGAUGGACGAUCUAGAGGGUCAGACCGAUGAUGAUCUUCAUCAACCUGUAGAAUGGCUAGCCCCUGGUUGCUUCCCGAUAGGACCAGAGUGCGAAUCCCUAGGAAUCUUGGGUGAUAUUCUCUUUGACAAGGAGAAGUUGUUCCCUAAGGCUAUUGAUCCUGACAGCAUUUCGAACAGAGUGAUGUUUGAACUCAGUGAAUAUGUGACCCGUACAAAAGAAACGUAUGAGACCCUGGCAGGGUGGAUCAAGAAAAUAAUGGGAUGGGGCGAUGAAUUUGACCUUACUUCAAAGAUGGUUGACAAUUGGUGCGCCACGUUGAUGAGAGAGACCAAGAAAAGGAAGAAGAGUAGCUUAACUUUGGCUCAGAAAUACCUCUUGCAAAAAUUCCAAUUUUCUGGGUUGGAGUUCCCUACAACGAGCCAUGGCAAAGAGGAUAUAACUAAGCCAUCCUUGGAGCAUCCACCAGAAGCAAGUGGCAUCGCUGUUGAAUUUUCUGAGGAUGAUGCAGAGAAUGACAAAGAAGAAGCCAUGGAUGUAUCCGGUUUCCUUCAAGAGGGCACAGAAGUGGAUAAACCACCAAGUGAAAAGAAAUUACCGGUCACAUCAUCUUCACCUGUUGAUGGAGAUGAAAAUGGGGAAAUUGAUGGCAACGAUGGUGGUGAUAUUCACAACAGAAGUGAUAAGGAAUUGAGCAGUGGUGAGGAAAAAGAAGCAGUUGAAGCGUCAACAUCACAGUCUUCAAGGAAGACAUCACCUAGAAGUGCAGCUAAAACUGCUCGGGCCAAAAUGAUUACACCUGAAUCAAAGACUCUAUCUAGAGGUGCAGCUAUAGCUGCUCGGGCCAAAAUGAUUACACCUGAAUCAAAGACUAUAUCUAGAGGCGCGGCUAUAGCUGCUCGGGCCAAAAUGAUUACACCUGAAUCAAAGAAUUUAUCUAGAGGUGCAGCAAUAGCUGCUCGGGCCAAAAUGAGUAAACCUGACCCAAAGACUUUAUCUAGAAGUGCAGCAUUAUCACCCUUGAGUAAGAAGGAAACUAGACAAUCUACAUCUUCUAAGAAUACAAAGAGAAGAGCCCCAGCAAAGAAAACCACAUCAAAAGUACAAAAGCCUGCCAGAAGUAGUGGUCGUAAAAGAAUACUAGAUUCAUCUGAUGACUCUAGUACUGGUGAAAAGCCUGCCAGAAGCAGUGGUCGUAAAAGAAUACUAGAGUCGUCUGAUGACUAUAGUUCUGGUGAUCAGGAUGAUGAUGAUGACGAUGAUGAGGAUGAAGAAGAGGAUGAGGAGGAGGAGGAUGAGGAGGAGGAUGAGGAGGAGGAGGAUGAUAACAGCAUCGAGGAAGGUGAAGUAAGGACAAUCAGACGCAAGUCUGGGAAUACCAGUAUUAUCAAGAGAGACAUUGCUGAGGCUGCUAAACUUUUCACGUCCAUGAGCGGAGUUGUGAAUACUCUAAAGAAAGACAUGCGAAUCGCGAUGGACUACCUGGAAAGUCAGACUGCCAAGAUAUGCAAGAAUCUUCAAAAAGCCGAGAAAAAGCUGGACAAUGUCAUGAAAAUGGUGGAAUCGGACAAAGCACAACACGAUAGUGAAGAUGAGGUACAGGAGGAGAGUAGCGAGGAAGAAGAAGAAAGUGACGAGGAAAAACCGGUGAGACGUACCAGGGGAUCACAGCAAACUAAGAAGAUAACUGUUCAAGUCAAACCAGGCGUAAAAGCCAAACUUAAGAGACCACUUGUCAACGUCAAACGGCUUUCCCCCAGAAAGGGCCAUUCUCACCCUACAGCCAGUGCACAGUCAACUAAAGUGACUCGAACGCCAUUAAAAGUUUCUCGGCAGAAGAUGGGUAGUAGAGCUUCAAGUUCAACAAAAUCCAUGGCUACCGAAGAAGAAAUCAACAACUUUGACAAGGAAAAGCUCUUCUCUAGUAGAGUGUCUGUGUCUCUGGUUAAGAUCAGUAGUAAAGAUCUAGUCAAGAAAACUUUAAAAGAGUAUGACCACUGUUUUGAAGAUAGCGACGAAGAGUCGACAUGUUUAAGAACGACACGAAGGCACUGUACUUCGUUUGAGAAGUCAGGAAAAACAAGUGCAAGAAAAAGUCCAGCUAGGAGAGGUCCGGAACCAAAGAUAGACUCUGAUGAUGAAAAAGAGAGGAGCGAUGAGGAAGACCAAGAGAUGGAAGAAGACGACAAACUUUCAAAUAGAGCAAGAAGAACAUCCGGCAAAUUUCAGUCAAAGCAGAAAAGUGCAGAUGUGAGCAGUGUUAAGAAUAAGAACUCAAGGAAGGUCAGUUCUGAAUCAUCAAAGAAACAGGAUUCUGAUCAUUCUGAUGUUGACGAGAAGCCUUCCUCUAAAAAUUUUACAAGGAGUAAUCCUAGGGAAAGCAGAAAUGGCAGAGUGAACCACACAAAUACGGAAAUAGUCUCAAGCGAAGAAGAAGAAGAGAAACAACCCUCUAGGUCAACACGUUCUUCAAGGUCUUCAAGGUCUAGAAAGACCAAAGAGGAUUCAGACAAGGGAGAGGGAUCCCCACCUAGAUCUCGGAAGGGAAGGGACAAAUCCCAACGUGAUAAGGAGGAAACUCACAAAUCCUCUGAAAUUGAACCACCUUACAGCGGCAGUGAGGACGAGGGUGAGGUUCCCAAGAAACCGGAGCGAUCUGCUUUUGCCGCUCUGGCAGCGGGAAUGUCGUCUUUUGGGGAUUGGCGGGGAGCAUCCGCAAAGGAGAAGGUGAAGAAACGAUCUCUGAAUGAUUUUGUCAAGCAGCUGAACAGUCCCAAGAGGAGAAAGACAGAUUCUGGAAAGAAAUCCUCUCCAGGAAAAAUAAACGCUAAACAUCAGCCCAAUGAUAAAAGCAGUGAAGAAGAUGACACUGAAUUGAACGAGGAGGAGAAUGAUGAUGAUGAUGACUUUCUCGAAAAGCAGACUGAAAUGGAACUCAAAAAACAAAAGUCAAAUGGAUCUACCACUCAGGAGGAAAGUACUAAACCACAAAAUGAUGAUAAAAUGGAUGAAACAAAUGAUGACGAGCAAGAGCACGAGAGUCCAAAUGAAUUUGAAACGGAGAGUCAAGUUGAAGGAGACAAAGAACAAAAUAAGUCUGAAAAAUGUGGCAAUGAGGACAUUCCAGCAAUUGAAAAGACUCUGUCCAAUCAGAAUGCUGAUGAUGAGGCAAAGGGUAAUUCCGAACCAGCGGGGAUUGAAGAGAAGGAAUUCGUAAAAGACGAUGAAUUUCCUGGAGAUGGUAUCGUUGGAAAGCGCAUCCGGCAUCGCUGUAGUUUGGGCAAACAUGGUCUGUACAAGUGGUAUGAAGGGAAGGUGGUCCACAAGACUUCUCCGAGUGAAUUGCUCAAGCUGGAUGAGGAACAAAUUGGUCAUCUGAACAAUCUCUACACCUUUUAUACGGUGAAGUAUGAUGAUAUCGACGAUCUCCAUGCCAAAGCAUUAGCGUAUGACUGGGACAGAGAAAAUUUGGUGCUCUGCUCAUGAGAAUGGAGCAAUAAUCGUUGCUCAUGCUGUCAAGUGUUUUGGCUUUCAUUUAUCUGUACCGGUUAUUGAAAGGUGCUAGCAUCUGGGCAUACCCAGGGAAGAGAGGGUUGGUGUAACAGGACUGAAAAAUGUUUAUAGUUUGGAAUUCAUUGACAUUUUCAUUUCCCAUGUCAGGGCUCCGUAUCAAUUUUUGUUUAAACUGGGUCUCGAUCCUGAGACACCUGACUGAAUUUUAAAGUCCCUCUGCACAGGGACUCAGUAGUUAGCUGUCAUGGGGAAUUCAACACUGUUCGGGUGUUCACCCAGUAACAGGUGUUGUCAAUCACCAGGGUACGCCUUAAGUUUUAUGACCAUUCGACCUUAUUUAAUGCUUUGCUUUUCCCUCACCCGAUCCGAAGCGGGAUCUGAAGCUAGACUCUCCGAGAGAUAAGGGGGUAAUUCUUGACUGGCCAAUGGGUUUGCUGUGUGCAGAUUUGUACUCCCAUUAAUGGUUUUCCCACCAAGUUUGGUGACUCCCUUUAAACAAAUCUUAGGAUCUGGAGAUUAUAUUUGGGGCCCGUGUCUAGCAGGUGCCCCUAGUGGGUGCCUGUUGGCGUCGAGCGAAAGCAAAUGUAGAGGAGAAUGUACAGGGAUUAUUUCCCUAUAUAAAUAUCCCACUUGUUCUAUGACUAUUGAAUGUGUUUUGAGCUUGAAACUAGUAUGACGAAUACAAACGUCUCACCUUGCUCUUAGGGAAGCAGAGCUGCCAAUCAUUCUGUUUUUGCCGUAAUUACUCUGUUUUUUCCUCCAAAUUACGGUAUCACGUUUUUUCUUCAUAAAAUACUUUUUUUUACAUACCGCAACUGCCCUAAAAUGGUGAUUUGUUCACAAAUUCAUUAGAAACUAAAUUUAAAACAUAUGGUACCUGA
Strongylocentrotus purpuratus (purple sea urchin) is the source of this 4884-nucleotide messenger RNA. RefSeq names its product nucleolar protein dao-5. The transcript has 3 exons. NCBI's taxonomy places the organism in Eukaryota, Metazoa, Echinodermata, Echinoidea, Camarodonta, Strongylocentrotidae. Bases 209 to 3976 code for a protein of 1255 amino acids. The record is from RefSeq and is a predicted model, not a curated record.